AGAGAAAAAGUCCAUUGUUGUUGCGAAGUUUUUAAUCUGGCGAUUUAAAGCCCAUCACAUGCUCAGACUGAGCAGCGGGGCGCUGUACCACAACAGGCAAACUACUACAAAAAUCCACGUUGGAGAGGAAACUAUUCAUCCCGAAAAGGACCGAGAAAGACAUUGUAUUCACACAGCAAUGCCAGUGCACUUUUUUGGGGGGACUUUAGGAUUGACGGAAUAAGCGUGCCGACCAGCAAAAGCAAAAAAAUAAAAUAAAAAAAACUUCUGUAGGAGAAACCGGACCGCCUGAGAUUUAUGAUAAAGAUGACGCUCAAGUACAGCCAGCGCUCUCUGAUAGUUCUGUCUUUACUGGGGAUUUUAUCGGCUAUCAUGUCAGUUUUAUCGGUGAUUUUGAUUUUCCAGCUUCAGUCUCAACAGACGGCAGUGAAGGAGUCUCCCCCUUCCACCUCGUCGCUCAUACCCGCUCAUAUCUGGGCCGUCCUGCUGCCCGUCUCCACGGUGCUCUCUGCUCUGUCCCUCACCCUCCAUUUAAGCUCUGUGGUGGUGUGUCUGCUCCACAGCUACUUUUCAACGGAGGUCUGCAGAGGAGAGCAGGACACUGAAAGAGCAGACUGGUUCCUCUUGGAUAGCAGAGCUGUACGACACGUGGCUAUCGGACUGUUUUGCCUGGGGGUUUCUGUCUACUUGGCAGCUAUGUCCAUCUUUAUGCUCCUCAUAUUUGAGGUGGAGACGGGCAUUGCAAGUGCUUGCGUACUCUCCUCUGGGAUCUUAAUCCUACUGGUCGUUGUGAUCCACUCGCUGGUCAAAGCUUCUUAUAGUGCCAAGCACUAUCACGGCGACCACCUCGACACCCUCUUCCAGAAUGACCACGGAAGAUGCAACAUGCCCGUCUCCCGCCACUGCGAGCUCAAAAUUGGCGUGGACAAACCGCGGAUGCAGCGCAGCCAGUCUCACCUCCAGCAUCAGAUCGCCUACCCUCAGUGUGGCAACCCGAGGCAGCAACAGCAGUACUCCCCUGCUGAAGGCUCCCAGGGCCACGCUAGCGAUAAAGACGGCUACAGCAGCGCUGGCAGUGGCCCCCGAAUGCACAGGACCCUGUCUACUGAAUCUGGUUUACUGCAGGCCCAGGCUAAACCCUGGAACGGGGUCAACAAUGAGAUGAGGAGUGUCCUUGCACGCAAGUCAGGGAUUUCCGCAAAAGACUCUACUCUGGUGUGACAUAAAGGAAGCUGAGCUUGUGGUUAGAGAAACUGAUGACCUUUUUAAGCAUCACUAGAGGACUGCUAACACAAGUGUCAUCUCAGACGGAUGUAGAACGGUCAGUUUGGACCUUUUUACACACACACACACAAAAUGGGACAGAGAUUGAAAGGCGUACCCAAGUUUUCCCCUUUAUCAACCGAUUUCUCCUGUUCAGAUUAUAAAGCAUUUUUAAUUUGAUGAAAGACAUAUUGAGCACAACGUCUGUAUAAUUUGUAGUGUUGUUGUAUGAAUGAGUUUGAUUUAAAUCUCCCCAGUGUUGCCCAAGUAUCAACCUGGCAAAUGUGUGGCUUUCAUUGUAAUAAUGUCAAUACUUUAUUCCGCUGUAUAUGGUGGCUUGUUGCCAAAUAUUUGUGCACAAUGUGCAGAUGUGUUUUGUUAUUGGUUGUUCAAAAUUAUUUCAUAUCAAGCAUAAAUUUAAUUUUUUAGAAUAUAUAAUUCAGUUUAAAAGUAGGAUGCUUUUUUUGACACCUGAAAAGGAGAUUACGAUAAUGCUUCACAAAAAACCUGUUAACUUUAAAUGUCAUUUCAAUACACGUGUAAAACCUUUCUGGAAAAAAAUGAAAAUGUAUAAUACAGGCCUGAAUGUGA
Molecule: messenger RNA, 1854 nt
Organism: Perca flavescens (yellow perch)
Lineage: Eukaryota; Metazoa; Chordata; Actinopteri; Perciformes; Percidae
Gene: tmem221
Product: transmembrane protein 221
Exons: 3
Coding region: 298-1221 (307 amino acids)
Source: RefSeq, a predicted model, not a curated record